CAACGCUUCUGCCAUCCAUCUGCCAUGCGAUGCAUGGGGCUCCCGUUAUACAUCACCUCUCCUUAAAGAAUGCUGUUACCCAUGAGCUGCGUUUCCGUCUCAUGACUUCUGUUUCUUUCCACUUGACAUACCAACUAACCGUCUUCACUCGUUUCUUCUUGCGUUGUUUUUUUCUUGUACUUUUUCACUGCUCAAAGGCAGUGACAUCUGCUAGCAGCAAACAAGUGUCAAAGGACCUACCCACAUCGCUAUCAGGGUACUACCGGCACCCACUUCCGAAUCCUCUUCCCCAGCAGCGUCAUCGUACUUGGGGGCACGCGACCUUAAGACAGCACUUGCCCGCAGCGGCAAAGACGUCAAAAAACAUCUUAGACCAUUGCAUUCCUCUCUUUCAGCAUCGCCAAUCCGGAAUCUCAGUAUUCGCUGUAUAAUAUCGACGGUAGUAGAUAUCAUACUCAACCGACACACUAUUCAUAUAUUCCAGCCGUACCGCAAUCCGAUCCACCAAUCUCAUUCUUCUUCCAACCUGCCAGUACAAACAAUGAGGUUCUCUAUAUGCGCAGCGCUCGUCGCGGCGGCAUCCAUGGUGCGCUUCGCAGGAGCUUCGCCUGUGAAGAGAGAUUUGAGCAAAGAACAACAGCAAGCGCUCAAGUAUUUCCAUGAACCUGGAGACAGUAUUAUCAUGGCUCAUUACGACGCUCGCUUCUAUCAUGCUAUUGUCUCAGACGAAGAACGAACGCAAACGCAAAUUCACAUGGUCCGCGCAUACCUCAAUUUCUUCCGCGAGAACGACCUCGACACAUGGCUAGCACACGGAACCUUGUUGGGUUGGUGGUGGAACGGAAUGCGGUUACCAUGGGAUUGGGAUCUGGACACACAAGUAUCGGGCGCGACACUUCAAGUCAUGGGCGACAAAUUCAACCAAACACGGUCCAAGUACGUACCAGAAGACGGCUCAGCGCCACGCGAAUACCUUCUUGACGUCAACACUAUGAUCUGGGAGCGGGAGCGCGGCGAUGGUAUGAACAUCAUCGAUGCGCGAUGGAUCGAUGUCACCAACGGCUUGUACAUCGAUAUCACCGGCCUCAGCGAGACCCAUCCAGACACAAAUCCGGGCCAGUGGGUCUGCAAAAACUACCACAGAUAUCAAACCGAGGAAUUAUACCCUAUGCGCGAGACAACCUUCGAGGGUGUUCCCGCCAGAGUGCCGUACUCUUACGACAAGAUCCUGAUACAGGAGUAUCAAGAGAAGGCACUAAUCGUUACCGAAUUCGAGGGACACGCAUGGAAUGUGCAAGACAAGCUGUGGCAAAAAACACCCAAACGGAUCCAAGAAGAGCGCGAGGCAGCCGAGCGUAAACAAAAGGAGGAGGAGGAGGCCCGCAAAAAGGCCGAAGAAGAAGAGCUGAAGAACAAAAAGGCCAACGGAGAAUAGAAUCUCUUCGGUCAGCAUGGCAUCAAGGGCGUUUUUGUUGCAUUUUGGGUUUGGAUACACAGCGAUUGGCGUUGAGCAUUUGUCGGCGUUUCUCCUUUUGAUCUUCUUCAUUUCACUUCUUGGAUUCUGGAACGGCAUUUUGGAUACGAUCGCGGCUCUCUGGUCAGAUGCCCCUUUGGAGUGUAGCAUUCGGUGCGGUGUAUUGAUACCCUUGCUGUGUUGGAUUGAGGGCAUUCGUAUCUAUGGCUAUCUCGGACGGGGUCUGCAUGAUAGGCCGUCUAUCUGUAUAUACAUACUUCGGUAUACAUUCUGCAAUAUAACAUUGAAUAUGGAACUUAUUCGUCGCAUUGCCUGCCAGGCUACUUCG
This is a messenger RNA of Periconia digitata, 1802 nucleotides long. The record is from the annotation of a GenBank genome assembly. Lineage: Eukaryota; Fungi; Ascomycota; Dothideomycetes; Pleosporales; Periconiaceae.